This is a messenger RNA of Metarhizium brunneum ARSEF 3297, 465 nucleotides long. RefSeq lists its product as uncharacterized. The record is from RefSeq and is a predicted model, not a curated record. NCBI's taxonomy places the organism in Eukaryota, Fungi, Ascomycota, Sordariomycetes, Hypocreales, Clavicipitaceae.
AUGCCUGAAACCCCCAAGAAGAAGGAACCCACUGCCUCCGAGGCCAUGUUUUUUUUCGCCAUUGUGAAGCAUACUCGCAACAAGGCGGACAUUGACUGGAGCGCCGUGGCCGCGGAGCAGGGUUUCAAGAACGCAGAAGUCGCCAAGGUCCGCUUCGGCCAGGUCAAGCGCAAGCUGGGCAUAACCACCAACACCGACACGCCUACCGCCUCUCGCACACCCGUCAAGAAGGGUACUUUUGCAGCCGACACUCCCACUAGGGUCACGAAGAGCAGUGGCCGGGCGGGAUCCAAGGGGAGGGCCAGGGGAAAGGACGUCAAGGUGGAGGGCGAGGACGAUGACGACGAGACCGUGGUUGGGAUGAAGAAUGAGCAUCUGGAUGCCGAGCUGGAGGCUGACGUUGGGUCUUUUUUGACUGAGGAGGCGUCGUUUAUGGAUGGGGAGGAGCAUACAGAUCCGUUUUAG